Molecule: messenger RNA, 938 nt
Organism: Leptopilina heterotoma
Lineage: Eukaryota; Metazoa; Arthropoda; Insecta; Hymenoptera; Figitidae
Product: mitochondrial import inner membrane translocase subunit Tim17-B-like
Exons: 2
Coding region: 170-661 (163 amino acids)
Biological process (GO): protein import into mitochondrial matrix
Cellular component (GO): mitochondrial inner membrane; TIM23 mitochondrial import inner membrane translocase complex
Molecular function (GO): transmembrane protein transporter activity
Source: RefSeq, a predicted model, not a curated record
UGUUUUUUCUCCAGCAAAGUGCAAAAUAGUGUGAAAUUUCUUGUUUUGGUGUAAGUUGCAAAUAAAAUUAUCUCUAUAAAAUCAUUUUUAACAUAAUUGGCAACAAUAUUUUAUCUGUAAAACUGUAUGUCGGAGGGUAGAACUGAAUUACGAACAAUUUUGGUAAAAAAUGGAGGAGUACACCAGGGAACCGUGUCCAUGGCGAAUAGUGGACGACUGUGGCGGUGCAUUUACAAUGGGUGCAAUUGGCGGUGCCUUGUUUCACUCGAUCAAAGGUUUUAGAAAUGCACCCAGUGGAAUGAGUAAACGAUUUAUGGGAAGUAUAAUAACAGUUCAACAGCGAGCUCCAAUAUUGGCUGGAAAUUUUGCCAUUUGGGGUGGUACAUUCUCGACAAUUGACUGCACCUUAGUUCACUUUAGGCGGAAAGAAGAUCCAUGGAAUUCGAUAAUAAGCGGUGCAACGACAGGAGCAAUUUUGGCUGCGAGAAAUGGCGUUGCUGCAAUGACUGGCAGCGCAAUUGUUGGCGGUGUAUUGCUUGCUGUUAUUGAGGGAAUAGGUAUCUUUUACACGAGAAUAAUGGCCGAUCAAUUUAAACAGACAUCAAUAAUCGAUGAUCCCUCACAUCAAUUUGACAAUUCACAACAAAGAAAUCCUUCAUAAUUUUUCAACUUCUUCUUCUUCUUCUUUAAAUUGUAUUAUAGUUUUUAAAACAAAAGUAACGUUAGGAAUUCAAAUACUUUAAAAGUUCGCACAUUUCGUUUUCUUGUAAAAUACAAAUAAAUCUUAUAGUUGAUAGAGAAUUUCUUUGGACUAUGUGCUUUCGAUUGAAUGCAAUGAGAAUGUUAAGUUGAAUUUUUAAUUUAGAGACUUUUUUUUUAUUUCCACUUAAUGCUUCUGCGAAAAAAAGAUUAUAUUAAAUAAUGGAUUUUAAAUCUAA